ACCAUCCCAAAGUCCAAACGAAAUAAUGCAAAAGGCGAGGCCGUCCGGUGCCAUGACUCGGCCGGCAAGAAUGUACUGCCAUCCCUGCAGGUGAUAUGUUACAAACACCACCACUACCUAAUCACCUAGAUAAGCCUAUAGUAUAAUGACCGGACGUGCUCAUCCUUUUUGCAGAGGAUUAGACGAGCCGCUGGCGAUGAGCGAGUGAAUGAUCCAUGACACGACACAGUAGUCACGCCCUGUCCGACGACACGAUCAGUCCUGCAGCGAGUGAUACCAAACAGAGGGCAGCGUGCACACUCUGUAGUUGCCACUCCACUAGUCCAUCCGCAACUCCGCCUCUCCGUGCACCACCACUCACCAGCUCCGUCGUCCAUGGGAUCCGCCGCCGCCGCCACCAGCUUCCCUCUCUUCCUCCUCGUUUCGACAUUGAUCGCCGCCUCAACCCCGCCGUCUUCGGCGGCGGCCGCGCAGACGCCGCAGGACCUCCUGCUCGACUUCAAGGCGUCCCUGCAGGACCCGUCGGGCGCGCUCUCGUCCUGGUCGCGCUCGGCACCCUACUGCAACUGGUCGCACGUCUCCUGCACCAGCGCCACGGCCGCCGCCAACGCCACCGUCUCCGUCUCCCUCGCCCUCCAGGGGCUGGGCCUCUCGGGCGAGCUCUCGGCCGCCUCGCUCUGCCGCGUCCCUGGCCUCGCCGCGCUCAGCCUCGCGUCCAACGCCUUCAACCAGACCGUCCCGCUGGACCUGUCGCGGUGCGCCUCGCUCGCGUCCCUGAACCUCAGCUCCGCCGGCUUCUGGGGCCCUCUCCCCGAGCAGCUCGCCGCGCUCCCCGCGCUCGUGUCGCUCGACCUCAGCGGCAACAGCAUCGAGGGUCAGGUGCCCACCGGCCUCGCCGCGCUGGGGAGCCGGCUCGAGGUGCUGAACCUCGGCGGCAACCGGCUCUCCGGCGUGCUCCACCCGGCGCUGCUCCGCAACCUCACCGGCCUGCACCUCCUCGACCUGUCCGGGAACCAGUUCACGGAGUCCGAGCUGCCGCCGGAGAUCGGCGAGAUGAGCAGCCUCCGGUGGCUGUUCCUGCAGGGGUCGGGGUUCGCCGGCGCGAUCCCCGAAUCCUUCCUCGGCCUGGAGCAGCUGCAGGUUCUUGACCUGUCCAUGAACAGCCUGACGGGAGCCGUGCCACCCCGAUUCAGCGUCAGGUUUCAGAAGCUCAUGACCCUGGAUUUGUCGCAGAACGGCCUCUCCGGACCGUUCCCGGAGGAGAUUGGUAAGUGUUUGAUGCUCCAGAGGUUCGAGGUGCACGACAACGCCUUCACUGGCGAGCUCCCCGCCGGGCUCUGGUCACUGCCGGACCUGCGCGUGAUCCGGGCCCAGAACAACCGGUUCACCGGCCGGUUGCCGGAGUUCUCCGGCGGCCAGUCUCGGCUCGAGCAGGUCCAGCUCGACAACAACAGCUUCUCCGGCGUGAUACCUGGGAGCAUCGGCCUGGUCCGCACCCUGUACCGGUUCUCCGCCUCCCUGAACGGGCUCAACGGCAGCUUGCCGGACAACGUCUGCGACUCCCCGGCGAUGAGCAUCGUCAACAUCUCCCGCAACGCGCUCUCCGGCACGAUCCCGGAGCUCAGGAACUGCAAGAGGCUGGUGUCGCUGUGCCUCGCCGGGAACGGCCUCACCGGGCCGAUACCGGCGUCGCUUGGGGACCUGCCGGUGCUGACGUACAUCGACCUGUCCAGCAACGGCCUCACCGGCGGCGUCCCGGCGGAGCUCCAGAACCUGAAGCUCGCGCUGCUGAACGUCUCGUACAACCGGCUCUCCGGCCGCGUGCCGCCGUCUCUGAUCUCCGAGCUCCCAGCCGUGUUCCUCCAAGGCAAUCCCGGCCUCUGUGGCCCCGGAUUGCCGAACGAUUGCGACGACGCGCCAUCGACGAAGCAUCGGGGACUAGCGCUGGCCGCAACCGUGGCGUCGUUCCUCACCGGCGUGGCGCUGCUCGCCGUAGGAGCACUCGCCGUUUGCAGGAGGUUGCACGGCGGCGAGCCCUCACCGUGGAAGCUCGUGCUGUUCCACCCCGUCAAGAUCACCGGAGAGGAGCUGCUCGCCGGGUUCCACGACAGGAGCAUCAUCGGCAGGGGCGCGUUCGGGAAGGUUUACCUGAUCGAGCUCCAAGACGGGCAGAACAUCGCGGUGAAGAGGCUGGUGAACUCAGGGAAGCUGAAGUUCAGAGCGGUGAAGAACGAGAUGAAGGCGCUGGCGAAGGUCAGGCACAAGAACAUCGCCAAGAUGCUUGGAUUUUUCUACUCCGAGGGGGAGGUCAGCAUCAUAUACGACUACCUGCAGACGGGAAGCUUGCAGGAUCUGAUCUGCGGGCCGAAAUUCACGGUGGGGUGGAAGGACAGGGUGAGGAUCGCCAUGGGUGUAGCCCAGGGGUUGGCCCACCUUCACCAUGACCAUACUCCCCAGGUUCUGCAUAGAGACCUGAAGGCGAGCAAUGUGCUUCUUGGUGACGAAUUUGAGCCGAGGAUUGCAGGAUUUGGGAUCGAUCGUGUUGUCGGGGAAAUGGCGUACCAGACUUCCAUGGCUUCGGAUCUGAACUACAAGUGCUAUAUGGCACCAGAGCAAAGCUGCGCCAAGAAUCCAACGCACCUCAUGGACGUGUACAGCUUCGGGGUCAUCCUCCUGGAGCUGGUCACCGGGAAGCCCGCGGAGCAGCCGGCGUCCCACGACGACUCCGUCGACAUCGUCAGGUGGGUGCGGCGGCGGAUCAACGUGGCCGACUCGGAGAUACUUGACCCCAGCAUCUCCCGCGCGGCGCGGCAGGGGAUGCAGGCCGCCCUCGAGCUCGCUCUGCGCUGCACGUCGGUGAUGCCCGACCAGAGACCGGCCAUGGAUGAGGUCGUCCGGUCGCUCCAGCCGCUGUGUUUCAGCGUUCAUCCGCAGACGCCGCUGCCCACUGAAAUCGCUUUGGAGCCCUGAAUGGAGAAGCGCGUUGAGGUCGUCUGCUUCUGCCCAUGGUAAGCCCAGAGAGAGUUCAGAGAGUAUGCAUCACUGCAUAGCCCUUGCUUGUUGUAUUUGUAAUUUUGUAUAUAGCAUGGCACUAGGAGGAUGCGAGUGUGUGGAAACAGAAUAAAGAGAAAUAAGGGAUCAGCGAUCA
Molecule: messenger RNA, 3148 nt
Organism: Setaria italica (foxtail millet)
Lineage: Eukaryota; Viridiplantae; Streptophyta; Magnoliopsida; Poales; Poaceae
Product: probably inactive leucine-rich repeat receptor-like protein kinase At5g06940
Exons: 2
Coding region: 376-2970 (864 amino acids)
Biological process (GO): protein phosphorylation
Molecular function (GO): protein kinase activity; protein binding; ATP binding
Source: RefSeq, a predicted model, not a curated record